Messenger RNA from Penicillium soppii, 1656 nucleotides. RefSeq names its product splicing factor cactin. Gene Ontology annotation, biological process: mRNA cis splicing, via spliceosome. Gene Ontology annotation, cellular component: cytoplasm; spliceosomal complex. The record is from RefSeq and is a predicted model, not a curated record. Lineage: Eukaryota; Fungi; Ascomycota; Eurotiomycetes; Eurotiales; Aspergillaceae. The transcript has 5 exons. Gene Ontology annotation, molecular function: protein binding. The coding region runs from base 1 to 1656 and encodes 551 amino acids.
AUGUCUGCGCGACUCCCAGAUCGUUCAGAUUCAAAGCGAGACCGGUCGCGAUCACCACCGUGGCGUGAGCAGAAACAGCCCCGUCGGGACGACAGAGAAUGGCGCGACCGAGCAGACUCGGAUCGCAGACGUGAUAAUAAUAGGUCUGGUCCGCCGCAGUCUCGCAAUAUGCGCGACCAAGUGCGACUCAACAUGCUCCAGGAAGACCAGCAAGAGCGUGAAUGGGUCGCGCAGGAGGAUAUCUUCGUGUUGAAGCAAGCUAAAAAGAAGGCCGAGAUUCGAGUCAAAGAAGGGCGCGCAAAGCCCAUCGAUUGGCUGACAGUCACUCUCCGUGUCAUAGAUCCUACUCGUGACCCUUUGGAUGAUGAAAUCGCAGAUGGCGAUUUGGACAUCGUGAACCCGGACGGUGUGUUUGAGGGACUGUCGCAGGCCCAGUUGCAGGAUUUGGAGAAGGAUAUAGAUACGUUUGUGAACCUCGAAACAAAUGCGCAGAACCGUGACUUCUGGCAGACCAUGAAAGUUAUUUGCCGAGAUCGUCAGAAGACUGCUACGCCCGAAGGUCGUUAUUUAAGCUCUGUGGCUGCCGAUAUCAACAAACUUUUAAGGCCAAAGUCUUACGAGCAACUCCAGAAUCUCGAAACACAAGUGAAGCGAAAGUUGAACUCGAACGAGCCGAUCGAUACGGACUACUGGGAAGAGUUAUUGCGCAGUCUGACUGUCUGGAAAGCCAGGGCAAGACUGAGAAAUGUGUACCAAUCCAUCAUUGAUGAGCGUGUUCGUGACUUGAGGAAACAGCAAAAAGAGGAGGCUGAAUCAAUCCGGGCGAAACUGGCGCCUCUUGCUGCAGCCAUCACCGCGGAGAAUACAGCAAAUACUGUGGAAUUCGAAGGCCUGGACCCAGAACCAUUACUAAAAGUUCGCCCGGAGGACAAGGUGUUGGAAAUCAUGGACGAGUCAGCACUCCUUGACCAAGUGGCUCGUGAACGCCAGAAAAUUAUCCGUAUGGGCUUUGUCCCACUGCGACAAAGACCAACGGAAAAAUCCUCCGUGGUUGUAUCAAAUCCUACAUCUACAAAUGCUCCAGCUGCCUCUACAUCCACUCGGUUUUCUUCAAUCCCGAACGAAGACUUUUCACAAGCGACCAAAGCGCUCUAUGAGAGAGAGCUCGCCAAGGGUGUCAGCGAGAACGAGGAAAUCUUUACUGGCGAAGAGGCCGUUAACACAGGCUCGCAACCUCAAUGGGCUGGCAAGCAUCGGCCUAGAAAACCACGGUACUUCAAUCGAGUUCAAAUGGGUUACGAAUGGAACAAAUACAACCAAACCCAUUACGACCAUGAUAAUCCGCCACCUAAGGUUGUACAAGGUUACAAAUUCAACAUCUUUUACCCCGACUUGAUCGACAAAACGAAAGCUCCGACGUACCGAAUCGAACGUGAGAAUGGUCGCAAGAGGGGUGAAUCCUCUGCCGAGGCGGGUGAAGAAGACACAUGUCUCAUUCGUUUUAUGGCUGGACCACCGUACGAAGACCUCGCCUUUCGAAUUGUCGACAAAGAAUGGGAUUAUAGUGCAAAACGAGAGAGGGGCUUCAAGAGUACAUUUGACAAGGGAAUUCUCCAACUUCAUUUCCAAUUCAAAAGGAUCUAUUAUCGGAAGUAA